AUGGAUGAGAAGCAGGGAUCAACUUCUGAUGAUGUCCCAACUGGGGAGGUAGCGUCAACCACAGUUACAGAGGGUGAUGUUGUCAAGAUGCCAACAGAUGUGGCCAUCACUAUGGAUGCUAUUCCCAAUGAAGAUGAGGACAAAUCCAAAGGUGACUUGUUAUUCUUUUACUUGGUGAAGACGUUUGCUCCUUUGCCAGGUCAGCUAAGUCUCAAUGAAUACAAAGCUGUCAUCACGGCUACCAAGGGAUUUGAAGCUUCUCUACGGAAAACAGGGUUUAUUGCAGAAACUGCUUCUCCACUGCUGACCUACGCCAGAGAUGUCGAUGUCCACUUUGCUAACAAAAAGUGUCAAGAGCUGAUAGUUGAAGCCCGCAAGCUGAUGAAGAGAGAGCUGCACAAUACAAAGAGAGUCGGUACAAUGAAGGUUGACAACAAGAACGUCAAAGAUCAAAAACAAGAUGCCAAGGACAAGUGCCACGUCAGCGAGGGUAUCUUUGCACUACCUGAGUGUGCAGUCAGUGAAAGCAUAGAGUGUCUUGUUAAUCUAGCCUACCAGACAUUACAAGAAGCUGCUAGUAAUACACCACAAUGCGCCUCAAGCAGCCGUCGUAUGACCCUCGUGGCACAGGAGAGAAUUAAUGAGCAACUCUACUCACAUAUUACCCGAUCCGGGAAUCGAAACCAGGCCACAGCGCAAAAGCUACCCCAGGUGUGCGCUCUCCACCACAACAACUGCAUGUACAUCGCCCAUCACCUGCUGACGCUGGGCCAUCAGUAUCGUCAAUCUUUACCCCCGCCCCUCUGUGACGGCACGUCCACGUUUGUCGACCUAAUUUCUGUCUUCAGGAAGCUGGCAUCCGAAUGUUUCUUGGCUCAAAUGAGAAUUCAGCGAGAUCAAUUAGUGGAGAGUCUGUCUGGUGCUGAGGGCUUUGACCAAGUAGCGACUGACGACAACUUCUUGGCAUGUGAGAGGGCCAUUAAACAAGUUGUCCAUCAGUUGGGUCACCUCCAGCGAGUCUGGACCGACAUCCUCCCCAGUAACAUCUACACCAAGGCCAUGUCUACACUCAUCAACACGGUACUCAUGCACAUCGUGGAGAAAGUCUCGUCACUUGAGGACAUCUCAGCUGAUGAUGCGCAGCAGUUACAUUCGUUACUCUCGGGACUGCAAGACAGAAUUCCACACUUGAUCAAACCAGGAGAAGAUGAGGGACCACUCGCUAUGGUGUUCAGCGCCAGUGACGUGAAGAGCCUGAUACGGGCCAUCUUCCAGAACACCGACAGACGAGCCACAGCGCUCGCCAAAAUCAGAUAGGACCAGCCG
Messenger RNA from Patiria miniata (bat star), 1326 nucleotides. RefSeq names its product centromere/kinetochore protein zw10 homolog. The record is from RefSeq and is a predicted model, not a curated record. Gene Ontology annotation, biological process: mitotic spindle assembly checkpoint signaling; endoplasmic reticulum to Golgi vesicle-mediated transport. The transcript has 11 exons. Gene Ontology annotation, cellular component: RZZ complex. NCBI's taxonomy places the organism in Eukaryota, Metazoa, Echinodermata, Asteroidea, Valvatida, Asterinidae. Bases 1 to 1317 code for a protein of 438 amino acids.